Molecule: messenger RNA, 1935 nt
Organism: Argentina anserina (silverweed cinquefoil)
Lineage: Eukaryota; Viridiplantae; Streptophyta; Magnoliopsida; Rosales; Rosaceae
Product: cyclic nucleotide-gated ion channel 1-like
Exons: 7
Coding region: 1-1935 (644 amino acids)
Source: RefSeq, a predicted model, not a curated record
AUGAUCAAUUCUGUGGAUAGUGUGUCAAUUGACUUGCGUGUUCUUGACCUAAAAGCAAAAGAAGAAUCGGGAAAACAUAGAGGUAAAAGGACAUCGGUAGGAGAAAAGCUCAAUGAACGUCGUAACAGGGUGAAGCAUUGGUGGAAUACAUUCUUCUUCAUAUCGUGUGCAUUUGCAGUCUUCAACGAUCCCACUUUCUGUUACAUGAAUGCCAUCGACAACAAAAAUAAGUGCAUCAAUGAAGAUUUAAAAUUGGCGAUAAACUAUAUUAUCGCACGAACAAUCACAGAUAUUAUUUACCUGAUCGACUUUCUCAUUUCGAAAUGCGGAUGUUGUUGUAGCUGUCCUUGUUGUUGCUGUUGUCGUGACAGAAAGAAGAGAUCAAUCGGAUCGUGUUUCUUAUGCUUCCCUAACCUAUUAUCCACACUGUCUCGCCUCUUCGUAUGUCUUCCCAUUGCACAGAUACUCGCCGGCAGCUUGCCACAAAUUAAACAAGAUUCUACAUUUAGGGUUUUUUUCUUUGUCACUUCCAUCCAAUAUACAUUACGGAUAUAUUAUAUCUAUGGAUCGUUAGAGCGGCGUCCUAUGAUAGACACAACCCGUUUUGAAAGAUGGCUUAGACCUAUAUUGGGGUUUGUUCCAUUCAUCCUUGCCUCACAUCUAUUUGGAGCCUUUUGGUACUAUCUUGCUACUCAAAAACAGAUUGAUUGUUGGCUAUCGACGCCUCUCAAUCAAACGAUAUCUAAUACCUCAUCUAUCCUCUCAAUUGUUGGAGAUGUGAGCUGUGCAACUAACCUCACAGAAUUGGGGUUUAAUGUCUCGCAAUGGGAUGAGCUAUGCCCAGUGAAAGAUGCUGAUCCAAAGAUCUUCGAUUUUGGUAUAUAUUUGUAUGCUCUUCAAUCUGAUGUGACUAGUUUAUCACAACAUCCCUUACAAAGGGCGUUCCAAUCAUUCUGGUGGGCGCUACGAAAUUUGAGUUCCUUUGGUUCAAACCUCAAUAGCAGUAUGGAUACGUUAGAAAUCUUCUUCUGCGUCUUGAUAUCCAUAAGUGGCAUGGCACUAUUUUUAGUCUAUCUCAAUGCAAGGGUGCAGGAAUCUCAAGAAAGAUCAAAUAAGGUUUUGCUGAAAGAGAGGACACAAUUAAGGAAACCAGAUGUUGAUUUGUGGUUAUCAAGAAACCUUUCUAAUGAUAUGGAGAUAGUAGUGACCAAAAAGACAAAGAAAUAUUUGAAGACACUGAUAAUGGAAAACAUCCACAAACUCGAAGAAAACAGCGAUCUUAAUGUGCAAAGUAUCCUCAAUGUUCUUCCAGUAAAAGAUAAACAAAGCAUCAUGUCGGUUCUCUUCUUAGCCACACUGAAAAAGGUGCCAGCGUUACAUACCAUAGAUGAAAGGGUGUUAGUAGCCAUUUGUCAGCAUCUAGUUCCAAUGACCUACAUUGAAGAUAGCUACAUCGUUCAAGAGGGAAAACCACUUGGGAAGAUGCUCUUAUUCACUCAAGGUAGCGCGGUUACCUACUCACAUAGUGGAACUAGCAAUGGUUCUAAUUCAAGCAACAACUGGCUUCAAAGCGGAGAUUUUUAUGGUGAUGAACUCAUCAAUUGGGCAUUCAAAUCUCCUUCAUAUCCUAAUUUACCCAUCUCAAUUAGGAACGUUAUUGCCCAAGAAAAAGUUGAAGCAUUUGCUAUUAGAGCCAACGACUUGAAGAGUAUUUUCUUUAAAUUCUGGUGGUUCUUUAGUAGAGAUGUAAAUGUUUCUCAGUUGCAGCAAUGGGAGCAUCUAGCAGCUUCUUCUAUACAAGCAACUUGGCGCAAUCGUCAAGCAAGGAUCCGUCAGGCAGCCUCUUAUGUCCAACCGACAAGCUGGCUUCGUCGUCGUGCAAAGAUUACGAACAGUACAAACAGAACUCAUUGGAACAGAUUUGUUGUAAACUAG